GUUAAUGAUUGUGUAUAAGGAAUUAUUUGAAACAGAUUGUUUAUAAACUAUCACACCAUUAUUACAUUGUUUGACAUUGAUUUAUGAAUGAAAAUCUAUAUGGAUUAUUUAAACUAGAAAGAUGUCAAUGAAGAAAAAUAAUUCCUUUCAUAUAUAAUAAUAUACAAAUAGAAUAACAAUUGUUUCUGUUCAAUCAACAGUGAAUAUCCGAACUCAUGAUUAAAAAAAUGCUGGGGCGUGUGAGGAAAAUCUGCUUGGUUGAACUAAGAUUUUGGUUUCCAAAUUUUUCAGCAUUACAAGUGCUGAUCCAAAUGCCGGAAAUAUAUCCCAAUAGAUUCAAAUGAUAAUUAUUCAAUAAAAUUUGUAAAUAAUUUCUAAUUUGUAAAUUGAUCAUCUCAAUUCAAUCUUAUUGAUCGUUGAAAAAGUCUGUUCUUUUUUCACUGAGAGAGAAAGAGGGAGAAGGUGGGGGUGGGGAAGAGAAAAAAAUCUUUACUCAAAUUUUAUUAUUUUACCCCAAAAAAAAUUUUUAUAUAUUUUUUUGUAAUGUUCCAUAUGAGAAUUGAUCAUUUCAUGAAGAAUAUUACUGAAAUAAUUUAAUAAAUCAUCAUUAUGUUAACAAAAUUGAUCAUAAUUUGAAAAAAAGCAUUUCUAUAACCAAGUUCUCAUAAUGAAAUUACAAUCUGUACAGAAAACAUCGAAAACAAAUAUUAUGAGAAAAAAAAGAGAACGUAAACAUCGAAGUAAAAUGUCUAAUACUGUGACAUUAUCAUCUUGUUUGCUAUUGUCUUCAUCUUUAGAUCAAACGAAAACAGUAAAUGAUGAAUUGAGUGAGAAACGUGUUAAUCUAAGAAAAGAACGAUCUCGUUUAGCUGCACAAAUUAGACGUAAUCGAGAAGGUCAAAGUUUAAUGCUAAUACAAAAUGCUCUACCAAUAUCUUCUCAUGUUUUAGGAUUAAAUUUAGUUCAACAAAAUUCAAAAUCAUCUAAUUCAAUCAAUGGAACGAAACAAAUAAAUCAAUCAUCAGAAAAUAAUAAUGUAAUUAAUUCAGGUACAAUUGGACGUGGACAAAAGAAGACUACCUAUUUUAAUUCAUCAAUGUCAAACACAAUGACAGGAUUUUUAACAACAACAUCAACAGAAAUAUCGUCAUCUGCAAUUUCUAAUAUACCAUCAGCUAUUAAUUUAGAAAAGACAAGAGUACUUCGUAUUGCUGGACAUACAUUAUUUCUUCUUAACAAAUUGUCUUCCUAUCUUAGAUUACAAGCAAAACUUUGUUUAACUUUAAAUAGUCAAUCAUUGUAUGGUAUGUUGAUUGAUGCAAAAGAAAUGAGAAUUGCUUAUGUAACACCUGCUUUAGCUAAAGCUAUUGGUUGGUCAUGGAUAAAACUUUUAGGUGCUCCUUUACAUAAAUUAAUAAAAUCUACAGGACUGUCUCAAAAUUCUACAGAGACUCAUACAAAAUUAUCAUCUAAAUCUCAAUAUUCUCCAUUCAUUUCAUCAUCUCAUUUCAAUAAAACAAUGAAAGCUUCAAUUACUUGUUCCUCUUAUCCUAUUCAUGAAACUUCUUGUACAAAUCUUACUUCUAUCAAUAGUAAUAAUGAAUAUAUUAGUAAUAUUACUGAUAAUGAAUUUAUUUUACCGGAAUUUAUUACUUUGUUAAAAUCCAACUCUAAUGAACAACAUUUAUUGUGUACAUCAAAAAAUAAUAAAUUGGAUGAGAGAAUAUUGAAUUCUUCCUUGAUAUUGGAUAAUAAUAUAAACAAUAAUAAUAAUAAUAAUAAUAAUAAUAAUACAAUGAAUACCACAUUUUCUGAUGUCAAUGAUAUAAAUACAAAUGAAUUUACUGGUACCAUUUCAAAAUCUCAUCGAAUAACCAAUUCAGAUCCAUAUUACAAUAAUAAAAUGAAGAAUAUGAAUAAAUCUAUUAAAAAAUCUUCAUCUACACCAUUGAUAUCAUCUAAAUUAGAAUUAGAUAGAUUUAUACCUGGAAACAAUAUUACAAAUAUAAUCAAUUCAUCUAUUGAUAGUAACAAUAAUUGUAAUUUCGAUGAUCAAUUGCAUACAAAAUCAUCUCCUCAAAAUAAUAAUGAUAAUGAAUUGAUAUGUUACUGUUGGGGUAAUUUAAUGAUCAAUACAUUUACUGAUAAUUCAACUGGAUUCAGUGAAAUUUUGAAUUCAUUAGAUGAAUGUAAUGUAAAUAAUAGUUCCACUGAUGAUAGUAACUAUAUCAAUGGUGAUGAUGAUAAUGAUUAUGAUGAUGAUGAUAAAUCUCUAAUCAAUAAUGAAUUAUUGGAUAUAUUAAUGAAGGGUUCAUUUAUUCAAGAUUCUUCAACUUUUGAAUCUUCAUGUGAUAAUUCUCACCCUUUUUCCAUAAUCAAUAAUCCAUGUAAUUCAUGUGAUAGUUUUGAUGAGAUCAGUUCAACUUUAUCUACUGGAUUGUACUUAUGUCUUUUACAGCCUGUAUGUAGUAAAAAUUCAUCAUUUGAUGAUUUGACAAAUCAUGUGUAUUCCAUAAGCAACGAUACUGAAUAUAAUCAUAAUAACACUAUUAGUAAUGAUAGUAAUGAUAAUAAUAUUGGUGGAGACGUAAAUCAAAAUAAUCUCUUAGAUUCAUCUGUCCAUUUACUUGAAGAUUCACAAAAGUCAGCUGCUAAUGAUAAACAGGAUUCAUCAAUUUCUUGUGAGUUACAUAAAAGCAUCAAUAUUAGACAGUCAGAUGAAUCAUUAACGGAACUCUCCAAUGUUGAUACAACAUCAUCAUCAUCAUUACUUAAUGUAUCGACGUCAAUGAAAAUCCCUUCCCUUGAACAAAACAAGGAAUGUAAACAAUCAAAAUCUUUCCAAUGUCAUAUAUAUUUAAAUUGUGCUUUGACAAUAAAAAUGGUUCAAGGAAAUUAUACAGACUGUUUCGAUAUUGAAGAUCAGAGUGGUAUAAUCAAUUAUUCUUAUCUUGAGUUUAUUCAUCCUGAUGAUCUACAAAAUGUUAUUACUAUUUUUAAUAGAAUAAUUCAUACAAAUUCUCUGGCAUGGGUCAAUCCAUACAGAGUAUCAGUACAUAAUAAAAUGGUAAACAAUAAUACUGAAAAAUCCUAUCGUUGGAUACGUAGUUUAGUAUCGUAUAACAAAAUGAAAAAUAUUUUUAUAUGUUCCAGUCAGUUUCUUGGAUUAUGUGAAUUAUACACUUGUGCUGUUGGAUCGAAUCAAAGGUUAUUAAGUGUAACUUUUGAACUUUCACUUAAACAAUUUGAAUUAAAACUAAAUAAUACUAUCAAUGACAAUUAUAUCUCUUCUCAAAACAUAAUGAAACCAUUCAAAUGUAAUCCUUCAAAUGAAUAUUCAAUUAAUCGUCGUUAUCAUCAACAAUUGAAAAGUAAACAAGUUCGUAUAUCUAAUUCAUCAUUUCGUCCGGUACGCUUAAAAAAACCAUCUACAUCAUUAGUGAUUAAAAAUAGUAACAUUAUUAAACCUAUCAAAUUGUUUCCAUUUCAAUCUACUCAAUAUAUAAAACAACAAUCAGGACAAGGAUAUAAUCAAAUUAUUUCUACAAAUAAUCAGAUUAGUUCCAUUAGGCUACUUUCAUUUAAUAAUAAUAGUAAUAAUAAUAAUAAUAAUAAUAAUAAUAAUAAUAAUAGUAAUAAUAAUAAAGUGCCUUGUUUAUCUCAUUUGAAUUCACAUUUAUAUGAUACUAAUAAGGCUAAUGAUAAUAGACAAAUAAAUUCUGUAUUAAAUAUUUCUACAACCAAAUCUUCAUUGCAUCAUUCUCCUUCAAAUAUAUCAUCAGUUCCAUAUUAUGUAAAAUCUAUGUUACCAGUAGUUAAUUAUACACCAUCAACAUCAUCAUUGUCAUCACCUUCAAAAAAGUUAAUUUUCUUAUCUUCAGCUUCAUCUUUACCAUCAUCUGUUUCAACAAAAUCAAUAAUGUUAAAUAAAUUACAAACAUUUAAUACUUCCAAUAUAUCUAAGAAUAAAUUUCGAAAUGAUGAUAAACGUGGUAAAUAUAUUGAAUAUUCAACAAUGUGCCAAGACAACAAACCUACAAUUUUACAUAAUACUACUAUUACUAAUAAUAAUAUUCAUUCUUCAUCAUAUUCACAAAUAAAUGAUCUUUACAAUCAAAUGGUACUUGCUCAUGACAACAAUAAAACAUUGAACCCAAUGAAAUUAACUGUAAAACCUGUUUAUAAUGAUCAUCAAUGGAAAUCUGGAGAUAAUUGGUCAUCAUCUUUAACAGACAAUUCAUCACCUCAUUCAGUAUAUUCAUCUCAUGGAUCAAGUACAUCAAUCGAUCUUAGUCCAAAUGAACAAAAUCUAACAGAUUUAAGUGUGGAUAUGCAAAUGGAAGCUACUGUUAGUGAACUAUUAGAAUCAAUACCAUUAUCAAACAAAUUAUCGUAUGAUAAUGACGGAGUACAAAUGCAUAUAGAUUUUAAUGGUAAUUCAUAUGAUUCAAAUAUAUUUGAGCAUGAAGACUCAGAACUAUUACCAUUAGAUUCUGAUUUUGAAAUUAAUGAAAAUUUUACUGGAUUUCAACCAGAUUUGAUACCUGAUUCAAAUUUUCUCAGUAGUCCUGUUUAAAGAAAUAAAAGAAAUGUACCGAAUUCAAAUAAAACAAACCCUUAAUUGAAAUUAUGAAAGAAGCUUGAAUCCUAUUCUUAGUUACAUCUUUAAAAGAAGAAAAUAAUCAGUAAACUGUUCAAAGUGAACAAAUUUCGAUCAUCGUCAUUUCAUGACUGUAUAGUUUUUUGUGAUUUUGUCUUCAUUUAAAAUGUUAUUUAUUGAAAGUGAAAAUAUUGCUUAGUUCCUUUUUGAUAUAUCCUUACUCCUUUGACUAGUACUUCCUUACCUAUCUAUCUAUUCAUAUAUUUGUGUAUCUACAUAAUUACCUUACUUAAAUAACUUAUUUAUCUGUAUAAUUUAUAUUCAAUGUUAACCCCGCAUUGUUAGUCCAGAAGAGAAUUUGAUAUUUAAGAAAAUGUGUAGUAAUGUAUACAGAAGUAAUUUUGAACGAAAACAUGAAAAAGAAAAGCAUAUUUCUAUUCAAUAAGAACAAAUUAUUUUUUUAUCCAUUGACUUCUUGUUAAGUUACGAGGC
Molecule: messenger RNA, 5092 nt
Organism: Schistosoma mattheei
Lineage: Eukaryota; Metazoa; Platyhelminthes; Trematoda; Strigeidida; Schistosomatidae
Source: the annotation of a GenBank genome assembly